Molecule: messenger RNA, 723 nt
Organism: Capsaspora owczarzaki ATCC 30864
Lineage: Eukaryota; Filasterea; Ministeriida; Capsasporidae
Product: ubiquitin-conjugating enzyme E2
Exons: 7
Coding region: 76-615 (179 amino acids)
Source: RefSeq, a predicted model, not a curated record
CUUUCGCCUCUUUCUUUUGCACUCUUGGUUUUUUCAACCUUUCAGCUUAUUUUAAUUUUUUUGUUGCUGUUUUUGAUGGCGUCACAAAACACUGCACCGCGACGCACCGCAUCCGCCACGGCCACCAACCCGAAGCUCAAGAGCACAGCGUCCACCAUGGAUGGCCAUGCCGUCACGCGAAGACUCCAGCAAGAACUCAUGCAACUCAUGGGCGCGGCGGAUUUGGGCAUUUCGGCCUUCCCACAGGGAGAUUCGCUGUUUAGCUGGAUUGGCACCAUCAAGGGCGUCAGCGGCACUGUGUAUGAGGGUCUGAGCUACAAGCUUUUGCUCAAGUUCCCAAGCGCGUACCCGUUCAACGCCCCCACUGUCACGUUCGAGACACCCUGCUUCCACCCCAACGUGGAUGAGCGCGGCAACAUUUGCUUGGAUAUUCUGAAGGACAAAUGGUCUGCACUCUACGACGUUCGCACUAUUCUGCUGUCUAUUCAAAGCUUGCUCGGAGAGCCAAAUAACGAGAGCCCUCUGAACGGCCAAGCAGCAGGUUUGUGGGCCAAUCAAGAAGAGUUCAAGAAGUUGCUGCUUCAAAAGUAUAACGAGAACGCCAACAAGAAGUAGAGCAGACCUUUCGCUAGUUGCAGCAAGCGCAGCCAGUUAUCAAAAACGUGUUGAUUAUCGUGUUGUUAUGAAUGGAAAGAAAAAGAUAACAUUGACCAAAAAAACCAC